AUGGAGGCACAUGGAGCUAAAAAGAAGAAGAACUCCGAUGAUCUGAGAACAAUCAGAGACAGCUCACAUACGAUAUCAAUUCCAGCUGAUGUCAUUCCAGAGAUAUUCAAAGGAUUGCCUGUUAAAAGCCUAGCAAGGUUUGUUUGCGUAUCGAAAGAAUGUGCAUCCUUCAUUCGCAACCAAGAUUUCGUGAAAACGUAUUUGAUAAAAUCCUCGGAUAGCCCGCAAAGUCUCAUCUUUACAUUUGAAGGAAAGUGUUCCGGGAAGCAUUUUUUCUUCUCAUCGCUUCAGUCCCAAGAUCGAGGUGAAUCAAUAUCAUCUUCUCUAGCUGUUUACCAUAUGAAAUGCCAUUUCCGACCGUACACAACUUUUGCACCUUCUGUUAACGGCUUGAUUUGUUACGGACCUCCGUGGAAACUCAUGGUAUACAAUCCUAGCACUAGAUGGUCCAUUACUUUGCCUAAGAUUGAGUCUAUGAGGAUAGAUAUAUAUCAUUUCUUGGGUUAUGAUCCCAUCGGUGGUGAUUACAAAGUGUUGUGUAUGACUAAAGGAGACCCUGUUGGUUGGCGAUUUGGUUUAGCUCAAGAGCUUCGGCUUCUGACAUUGGGGAAGGAUAAAUCAUGGAGGAUGAUUGAAGAUUUUCCUCUUCACUUUCUUGAUUUUCAUGAGUCUCCUGAUAUAUGUAUCCAUGGUGUUUUGUAUUAUCGGGCUUUGCUCAACGAAGAUGGUACAGUGAAGCAUUCAUGA
Molecule: messenger RNA, 747 nt
Organism: Camelina sativa (false flax)
Lineage: Eukaryota; Viridiplantae; Streptophyta; Magnoliopsida; Brassicales; Brassicaceae
Source: RefSeq, a predicted model, not a curated record